GUGGCGAUCACCCAUUCUAGGGAACGUGGACUACAGAAUUUGCUGUUCCUAAUAGGUCUUAUCGUUUACAUUAGGACUUUCAGCUUCUUCUGUCACACACCUCCCGAAAAUGACCGCACUUCGUAGCCAUGUGCUCUCCGGUUCGGCUGUGACGCCGUCGAAGUCCAGGCGUGCUGGUGUCUCGCGCAGGGCUGUGGCCGUUAGUGUCCGGGCUGAGAAGGUCGUCGGCAUUGAUCUGGGCACCACUAACUCCGCGGUGGCUGCUAUGGAAGGUGGCAAGCCAACGAUUAUCACCAAUGCCGAGGGCGGCCGCACGACGCCCUCCGUGGUGGCUUUCACGAAGACCGGUGAUCGUCUUGUUGGCCAGAUUGCCAAGCGCCAGGCUGUGGUCAACCCGGAGAACACCUUCUUCUCCGUCAAGCGCUUCAUUGGCCGCCGCAUGAACGAAGUGGGCCAGGAGGCCACGCAGGUCCCGUACAAGGUCAUCGAGGACGGCGGCAACGUUAAGAUCAAGAGCUCCAACGCCGGAAAGGACUUCGCGCCCGAGGAGAUCUCGGCGCAGGUGCUGCGCAAGCUGGUGGCGGACGCGGCCAAGUUCCUGAACGACAAGGUUGAGAAGGCCGUUAUCACGGUGCCCGCCUACUUCAACGACUCGCAGCGCCAGGCUACCAAGGACGCGGGCAAGAUUGCAGGCCUCGAGGUUCUGCGCAUUAUCAACGAGCCCACCGCCGCGUCUCUGGCAUACGGCUUUGAUAAAAAGGCCAACGAGACCAUCCUGGUGUUCGAUCUGGGUGGCGGCACUUUCGAUGUCUCCGUGCUGGAGGUUGGCGACGGCGUGUUCGAGGUGCUAUCCACCAGCGGCGACACGCACCUGGGUGGUGACGACUUCGACAAGCGCAUCGUGGACUUCCUAGCCGAGGAGUUCCGCCGUCAGGAGGGCAUGGACCUGCGCAAGGACCGCCAGGCGCUGCAGCGCCUGACCGAGGCGGCCGAGAAGGCCAAGAUCGAGUUGAGCGCGCUGACGCAGACCAGCAUCAACCUGCCCUUCAUCACCGCCACCGCGGACGGCCCCAAGCACAUUGACACACAGCUGACGCGCGCCAAGUUCGAGGAGAUGUGCUCCGAUCUGCUGGAUCGCUGCAAGGUGCCCGUGCAGCAGGCCCUGAGGGACGCCAAGUUGAGCAUCAGCGACAUCCAGGAGGUCAUCCUUGUGGGCGGCUCCACGCGCAUCCCCGCCGUGCAGGACAUUGUGCGCAAGCUGUCGGGCGGCAAGGACCCCAACGUGUCCGUCAACCCCGAUGAGGUGGUGGCGCUGGGCGCGGCCGUGCAGGCUGGUGUGCUGGCUGGCGAGGUGAGCGACAUCGUGCUGCUGGACGUGACGCCGCUGUCGCUGGGCCUGGAGACGCUGGGCGGUGUCAUGACCACCCUCAUCCCUCGCAACACCACGCUGCCUACCAGCAAGAGCGAGACUUUCUCCACCGCCGCUGAUGGCCAGACCAGCGUGGAGAUUAACGUGCUGCAGGGUGAGCGUCAGUUCGCACGCGACAACAAGAGCCUGGGCACCUUCCGCCUGGACGGCAUCCCGCCCGCGCCCCGCGGUGUGCCGCAAAUUGAGGUCAAGUUCGACAUUGACGCCAACGGCAUCCUGUCGGUGACCGCCACCGACAAGGGCUCGGGCAAGAAGCAGGACAUCAAGAUCACGGGCGCUUCCACGCUAGACAAGGGUGAUGUUGACCGCAUGGUAAAGGAGGCGGAGAGGUUCGCCGAGGAGGACAAGAAGCGCCGCGAGAGCGUGGAGACCAAGAACCAGGCGGAGACCAUGAUCUACCAGACGGAGAAGCAGCUCAAGGAGUUUGAGGGCAAGGUUCCGGCUGACGUCAAGUCCAAGAUUGAGGGCAAGAUCGCGGACCUCAAGUCUGCGCUGCCCUCGGAGAACACGGAGAGCAUCAAGGCCGCAAUGAACGCGCUGCAAACGGAGGUGAUGUCCAUGGGGCAGGCCAUGUACCAAGGGGCACCGGGAGCGGGCCCACAGGCUGAACCCGGCGCUGCCGGCCCAAAGGCCGGGAAGUCUGACGAUGGUGUCAUCGACGCCGAGUUCACGGACCAGUAAAGGAAGUACCACCGAAAGGGCGGCGGCAAGCGUAGUCUGUCCUAAACAACUCUUGUCGGUUUCUUAGUGAGAUGGGGGAGGGCGUAGUGCAGGCUUGACAUAUGCAGGGUCAAGGCAAUGCGUAAUAGGUAGGGCUUAGGAGGAGGAGGUGAGAAGUGGGACGUUUCGCCAGGUAUUGUGUGCCGGUGGACGGUUCGCUUCAAUCCUCGUCAUAUUUAGUCGCCAGCCGAAUUUGUAGAGUAUGCAACCGUCUUACGACUGACAAACGGUUACAUCGCCCUUUCAGCAUUCGGGUCAUGCAUCUUGCAGCCUGCCAGCGAUGUUGACUGGCUGGCUGGUGAGGACGGAGAGGACAGAAUGGUGCUGCUUAUUGUGCUGAUGACGUGACAAUUACUUGACAUGCACUUGUUGUCCAAGCCACGGUGGCCGGGUUUUGUUGUUGAGUUGGCGCAUACACAACUAGUGUGACUGCAGUUUGGACUCAGGCAUUCACUGGCCUGUUGAGUUGGAUCCCGCCGAUGAGGUGGGUGCCCGCGGCGACGGGAACCCUACGUUUUGGUCGGUCUGUGGGGACCGUCAAGUCUGUCAAGUCAUGUUCUGUGGGGCUCUCUGUUUUUGUGCCAUUCAUGUGCACUGCAGGGUCCCCAGUACGAGAUUGUGAAGUGAGGUUCUGCUGCAUCGCUGAUGACCUGAGAGCGCCUCUGUAGGCAUUCGGGAUGUACAUGUAACGCAAAGAAAUAGC
Messenger RNA from Astrephomene gubernaculifera, 2852 nucleotides. NCBI's taxonomy places the organism in Eukaryota, Viridiplantae, Chlorophyta, Chlorophyceae, Chlamydomonadales, Astrephomenaceae. The record is from the annotation of a GenBank genome assembly.